AUGACGUCGAAAACAAAAGAAGAAACGACUCAAACUUCAGUCGAAAAAGACAGUUCGGAACUGGAAGAUACAAAUUUCGCUGGAAUAACACUCACUAAAGAUCAAUUUAAACUACUUGAUUCUUUUCGAGAUGAGGUUAAUUCAGCCAUCAACUAUAUGUGUUUGAUGGGUGUAGUUACUGACGGUUUCGAGAAAUUUUUUCUUUCAGGAAUGAGUUAUCAUAAGGAUCCGAAAACUGAAAUUCAGAAUAGUGGCUGGAGAUAUAUGGCAGCGUAUUUGAGAGAAACUAAAUUUCUUAAAAGUAAUCAGACAGAAGCUACAAUGUUGGGUAGUAUACACGAAAAGCUGGGUUGCAUCGAAGAAGAGCACUUCUAUGACUUCUUCUACGUGGAACACGAUUCAAGUGUCUUCGUAACAUCACGAAACCAUUUGGAAGACAUUAAAAAAGUGAACUAUUCUGUCGAAAAACUAUUAAGAAUUUGUAAUCGAAGAAGAAAAAAAGUAGAAAGAGCGAUGAUUUUGAGAGAUCUCAGAGCACAGUGUGGAAAAUUGUCAGAUACUGUCGUAAAGUUAGACAUGAAGCUUCUCCAAUUGUCGAAUCUUCAACGUUUUGUGAAAAAUAGUGGUUCAUUUCAUUGUAGUCACUUCCAACAUGGACUAUCAUUGAUUCAAGAUACGAUUCUAAUGAGAUGUGAUGUGAUCAAAGAGGAAUUUAAAAAAGGACAGCAAGAGAAGAACAGGAGCACUAAAAGUAAAAGUCAAGGCAAAAGUAAAAGUGUAGAUCGAACUGUUAAAGACUUGAAAAAGUAG
Molecule: messenger RNA, 810 nt
Organism: Caenorhabditis remanei
Lineage: Eukaryota; Metazoa; Nematoda; Chromadorea; Rhabditida; Rhabditidae
Exons: 5
Coding region: 1-810 (269 amino acids)
Source: RefSeq, a predicted model, not a curated record